Molecule: messenger RNA, 1035 nt
Organism: Polistes dominula (European paper wasp)
Lineage: Eukaryota; Metazoa; Arthropoda; Insecta; Hymenoptera; Vespidae
Gene: Rpp30
Product: ribonuclease P protein subunit Rpp30
Biological process (GO): tRNA processing
Cellular component (GO): nucleolar ribonuclease P complex
Molecular function (GO): RNA binding
Source: RefSeq, a predicted model, not a curated record
ACAUAAAAUUUAAUUUAUUUGUUUAAUGUGUAAUAUAUCAUUUUUAUAAAUAAAAUUGUGCAUUUGCAUUCCUGUACCAAUCAGAAGAAACAUUGGAUCUGCAUUUUGAACAUUUGUUGAAGUUAUACACAUACUAUUGAGGUUAUCUCGUGAAUGUUUAUUAGAUAUUGCAAAUAUGUCUAUGAAUUACAAUGCAGGAUAUUUUGAUUUGUGUAUAAAUGCAUCGAAUGAUGGUAAUACCUCCGAUUUACGUAAAAUGUUACAAAAAUCAUAUAUGCUUGGAUAUAGAUCAGUGGCAAUUAAUCAAAUCAUAGAUGAAAGUACUUUUGAAACUAAGAAAAAAAGGAAAAAAUGUGACGACGAGUCACGAACGUUUCUUAAUCCAAUUGAUAUCGAUGAUUUAAUCAAAGAAUUUGAAGGCAAAUUAAACAUUUUUAAUAGACUUACAUUUGCAUUUAAUGAUGAAGAGAAAACUCGUCUGUUGAAUCAAUCGAAUAUUUUGAAAAAGUUUCAUGUUUAUUCUGUCAUACCAAAAACAAGUGAAGCACUUCAGCUAGCUUGUACUCAAUUAAACACAGAUAUCAUUACUUUAAAUGCAUCCUGUACUCAAUUCAAAAUGACUAAAAAACUUUACAUGCAAGCUUUAGACAGAGAUGUACAUUUUGAAAUACAGUAUACAGAUGUGAUUAAUCCAGAAACACGACAACUUGCAAUACAUCAGGCACAUUUAUUUUAUAUUUAUGGAAAAAGCAAAAAUGUGAUAAUAUCGAGUGGGGCUAAUAAAGUUACGGACAUUAGAAAUCCUUACGACGUUAUCAACUUAGGAAUUUUAUUGGGAUUAAAUGAAAAUAAAUCUAAAGCAGCUAUUCUCUACCAAAAUAACAAUCUACUUUUAAGAGCAGAAAGACGACGUUUCGGUAAAGUUUUUGCAAUAAAAGUAGAAGAAGAGUUAAAAGAAGAUAAUAGUACCGAAUCAAAAAAAAGAAAGCUCGAUUUGUAAAUACAACGAAUAUUAGUGAAUUUAUUUUUCUAAUA